CUGUGUCAACUGAAUCAGGUAAGGCUGUGCAAGUCCUGGAUCAGUGUCUGGGCUCAGUAAUGGGCUGGAUGUGGACCAAAUAAACUGAAGCUGAAUCCUGGAUGGAUUCCUACCAAUCCUCAAUGAGGAAUCCUGAUGUACCCAUUCUCCUGCAACAACAUAAUGACCUUGCUUCAGUGCCUCCUAGUGCUGUGCCUAAGAAACUCUGCAUAAAGAUAAUGGAUGAUAGUGAAGAUGUCUGGCUCUCUCUGAAGCCCAGUGAACCAUUGCCUUCUCAGUGCUGUGGUAGUGGCUGCAAACCCUGCAUCUAUGACAUAUAUCAGAAGGAGCUGGAGCAGUGGAAAGAGGCCAAGGCAAAAAAAGACAGAAGCCUACUGACAAAGAAGCAGCAGCAAAGUAGUAAUUCAGAACUAACUCCAGAAACGUUUACGGCUUUCAUCGUAAGCUCUGUGAAUCAGCUGACAGAGGACUCCUACCAGUACGCAUUUGAAUUGCCUGGAAAUAGCAGCCUGGGGUUGAGUUUAGGACAACACAUUGUGCUAAGAGGACCGGUGCAUGGUUUGGAGGUUCAGAGAGCCUACACUCCAAUUACUCCAGUGAAUACUGAAGGGUACUUUGAAGUUUUAAUAAAGUGCUAUGAAACUGGACUAAUGUCACAGUAUGUAAAAUCCUGGAAAGAAGGAGAUGCUGUUUUUUGGAGGGGACCAUUUGGAGGCUUUCCUUACACAGCAAAUCAGUAUGGAGAACUUCUCAUGCUUGCUUCAGGAACUGGUCUAGCACCAAUGCUUCCUAUCCUUCAGUAUAUAACAGGAAAUGAGGAUGAUGAAACAUUUGUAACCCUGGUGGGCUGCUUCAGGACUUUUGAAAAUAUUUACAUGAAGUCUCUUCUUCAAGAACAGUCUCGAUUCUGGAACAUAAGAACAUUUUACGUACUAAGCCAGGAACAUUCACUUGAAAAUCUGCCAUGGAGCUAUCGAGAGAAGACACACACUGGUCGAAUAAAUGAAAACAUGAUUAAGAGUAUAGUGGACACAUGUAGAAGGCAACCUUUUGUACUGAUAUGUGGUUCAGUGACAUUUAGUGAAGAUAUGGAGAGAUACUUGAAAGCCAUUGGUCUUGAAGAAAAGUCAUAUUUUAUAUUUUAAAGUGCUUUAAAUGAAUAACAUAUUUGCUACAAAUAAUAAUUUACUUUGGUCAGGUUGGAUUAUUAAACAUAUUUUGUUAUGCCAAUCCAUCCAAGUUUAGGGAUGAGUUUUCUGAACAAUCCCAUAAUGAACAGAGACCACAACUAGUGAUGUAAGUCUAGUCCCGUUUGCAGCAAGUUAUUCUUCGCAUAAUUCUCAGUCUUUUGAGGAGAUACUCAUCAUAGUCAGCAGACAGGUGCUUGGAAUGAUAGUUGCUGCUCUGGGAUCCUCCACUAGCCAACACCAGUCAGGGCCGGCCCACUUACUCCAGGAGACGCUCUCUAGGAAUGGAUCUCUUGCCAUGUCACAGACAAGCCUAUGCACAACAGUGCAGCUUUACAUAAUUAGAGUUGUGCUCUACCAACAUACUCUGUAGUAUGAUGAAAGAUCCUGAAAGACAUAUUGGAGAUGUCACACUAGUAUAAUGAUCCCCCUAAAAAUAUUGUUGCCCAAGAGUCUGGAUUGCUUAUGAUAGCCUUGACACCAACCUCUCAGCCUUGUAGAAGUCUAAGCUGCUGGGUGUACUGUAACCACAGCCUUCGUCACUCUAUUGAGAAGUUUGUCUCGUCUUCAGAGCCUUGACCUCCAUGGUGCUGCCCACAUCCUUCGUUAAAGCCACAUGUGAGUAUUCUUGAGUCAGGUCACCAAAACCAUAGCACUUGGAAAACAAAGGCAUACAAUUUUUUGUUUCAAAGCUUUUUAUCCAUAUGAAAACUAAGAAUAUAUAUUUUAUUUUUUUCAUUGUGCUAUAAUCUCAAUUUUCCUUUUUCAUGAUACCUAGGAUUCUCACAUAGGGAGCUUUGGGACCUCAUGAGACAUGGAAACCACAUAUUGAUCGCCCCUAAUUUGAUAUCGGAGCCUUUUGACCCCUAUGCUCCUUCUUAUGAUAAAAUUAUUUUUGUUUCUUAAAAGUGAAAGAAAAUUGUGAAAUCUUAUCUGGACAUUAUUUUUAGCAAUGGAGUAAUUUUUAGGCGCAGCUAAAUAAAGACGUAGGG
This is a messenger RNA of Elgaria multicarinata webbii, 2179 nucleotides long. It is a transcript of the gene CYB5R5, whose product is annotated as NADH-cytochrome b5 reductase-like. The record is from RefSeq and is a predicted model, not a curated record. The coding region runs from base 102 to 1145 and encodes 347 amino acids. The transcript has 7 exons. Gene Ontology annotation, molecular function: cytochrome-b5 reductase activity, acting on NAD(P)H. Lineage: Eukaryota; Metazoa; Chordata; Lepidosauria; Squamata; Anguidae.